Messenger RNA from Fomitiporia mediterranea MF3/22, 997 nucleotides. RefSeq lists its product as uncharacterized. The transcript is spliced from 3 exons. Bases 171 to 851 code for a protein of 226 amino acids. NCBI's taxonomy places the organism in Eukaryota, Fungi, Basidiomycota, Agaricomycetes, Hymenochaetales, Hymenochaetaceae. The record is from RefSeq and is a predicted model, not a curated record.
AAAGCGCCCCUCCACCCGGGUAUGGCUGGGAAGAGCGUAGUAUAUCGAUUUUGUCUACAACUUCCGCAUUUGACACAGGAAUAAACCGAAGGGACAAGUUUCUUGGUCGGAAUCGCUGCAUCAUCUGUGGAAUACCAGAAAGCUAUUUACUUGAACAUUGCCAUAUUAUAAUGAGGUCAGAUCCGGAGCUUUGGUCCGAACUCCAGACCUACGGGUGGAUUCCCCGACAGGCCAAAGCACACCCAGAACAUGAGCCGCGUAAUGGCUUGUAUAUGUGUAUACAUCAUCAUAGGGCUUUUGAUGCAUAUCGCUUCUUUAUUCGCUUCUAUCCCGAUAUUCGGAAGUUUGUGUUCGUCAACUACUCUGAGGAUGCGUUUCUACGACAAUACCACGGUAAAGCCAUUGCCCUCGAUGUGGGAGAUCGCUAUGCACCCUUUCCUUCCCUAUUCAUCGUCCACGAGAUGCGCGUCCGUGGGUUCCAUCCCUUUAGGCCCAUUCAACCAGACAUUGGUGAUGGCAUUCCUUGGCAAGACUGGAUCCUAUCGGACGAUGUAUUGAUGGACAACACGUCCAACAAUUAUUUCAAUCGUGACAGUCCUCCCCACAACGGUGAAAGCAAUGCGUUUGGCCAACCACGGGUGCUGUUUCAGCCUGGAACGACGACAACUGGUGGUGGGUCGUCUGGCGGACGCACACUAGCAUUAAACGACAACGUUAUUGCUGACAUUCUCGCGGCAACGCGCGAGUUGCCAUCGUGGAAAGCCUGUCAGAUGGAGGGCAUGGGCUGGAGUGGUACAGCAGAAGAGAAUAUCCAGAAAUAUGUCUCUACUUUUGAUGUGCAAGGUCCUUGAUAAUAGACACUUAGUUGAGUAGUUUUUUCCAAGAUACAAAUUGUCUUUUGCUUGUGUGGUUUGAAGAAAGUGGUAGACAAAGUUAUAGUAGCUACAAAUUAAUUGUAUUCAUUGCACAGUACCCAAGACACUGAAUGUUAUUGUUG